GGGGGCUGCAGCGCCCAGCCCCGCUGUGCCCAGCGUGCGGCGGCGGCCCGGGGCUGCUGCUUCUUCCCAUCGCCGCUGACCGGCUCCUGGCUCCCGCCUCGUUUUAUGGUUGUGGAGAGGGAGGACAAAUCCCAAACCAGCUGCGUAAAUGAGUAUGGAAGAUUAUGAUUUCCUCUUCAAAAUUGUUUUAAUCGGCAACGCCGGGGUGGGGAAGACUUGCUUAGUCCGUCGCUUCACUCAGGGGCUUUUCCCACCAGGGCAAGGAGCCACGAUUGGGGUUGACUUUAUGAUUAAAACUGUGGAGAUAAACGGUGAAAAAGUAAAGCUGCAGAUCUGGGACACGGCGGGCCAGGAGCGGUUCCGGUCCAUCACGCAGAGCUACUACCGCAGCGCCAACGCGCUGAUCCUGACCUAUGACAUCACCUGCGAGGAGUCCUUCCGCUGCCUGCCCGAGUGGCUGCGCGAGAUCGAGCAGUACGCCAGCAACAAGGUCAUCACCGUGCUCGUGGGUAAUAAGAUUGAUUUAGCUGAUAAGAGGGAAGUCUCCCAGCAAAGAGCUGCAGAGUUUUCUGAAGCCCAGGACAUGUACUAUCUGGAAACAUCAGCAAAAGAAUCGGAUAAUGUGGAGAAACUCUUCCUGGACUUGGCCUGCCGGUUGAUCAGCGAGGCCCGACAGAACACCCUUGUGAACAAUGUCUCAUCCCCCUUACCAGGAGAGGGGAAAAGUAUCAGCUACUUGACUUGCUGUAAUUUUAAUUAAAGAGCUGGCAUGUGAUUGCCCCUUCUGCCAUGGGCCAAGUGGAUUUUUUUUUUUUUCUCUGCUGGGAUUUAUCUACUUGAAGAAGUUCCUGCCAAUCAGACCCAUCUGGCUUGCUCAGAGUCAGGUUACAGUCCUGGAAGCAUGGCAGGCUGAUGGUUCCAGCUGCAUGGCAAUGUAGCAGAAUACAACAGGGUUUAAAUUUCAUUUUUCUUGCAGUCUGUGGAGCAGGUCAGAAAAGGAAGAGUUGCACAAUUGCUUCAUGUAAUGCAGAACAUGAGCUGCUUUGUUUCCUUCUGUGCGAGUGUAGACCAGCCUUUCUUGAAGAUACUGCAGAGAUCAAAAUCUCUGUUACAGAACAAUGUGUUUGAUCCUUUUUAAAGUAAAACAAAGUAAGAAGAAAUGCAACAAUGAACACUGACUUUGGACUACCCUGGCAAUCUUCUGGGCUGUCAGCGAGCAAGCUCAUAGGAUGUGUACAUAAGGUCUGCCCCUGCGCCUUCAUGGAGGACUCUGGUGUUUGAAAUAGUGUUAUGUCUCUCAUCUACAGGCACUUUCAUGAACGUGGAAUAAACAAAAAAGUUACAUAUAGCAGCAUUUACAAGAUUGAAGAAGACCUGGAUACGGCUCAGUCGCUCCCUUUGGUGCUAGCAGUUCAGCAAAUAUUCCAUAGGCCAAAUGUAGGCUUACCACAUUACUGUCUUCUGAAUGUGUAACUUGGACUGGUUAGGAAAAAAACACUAAUAAGCACUGUUCAUAAAAAUAAUAAAAAAAAAAUCUCAUUACCUCUUUUUCUAGGCCUGAACAUAGUGGGAAAGGACUGUGUGCUUCUUUGAUAUCCAACAAAGGAUGAAGACUUUCCAGAAAUAAAAAUAAAUAAAUAAAUUAACCAUUCCUCCUCUAAUUAGUCAUGUCCUGAUGUAAAAAGUUAGCCUUGGGAAAGAUGAUGGUGGACUUGGCAGAAGUGCCCCAGAUGUGACCAAAGUCUUGUGGGUGCAUGGAUGGUGUACAAGGGUUCCAAGGAAGCACGGUCAGAGCUGUCAGUCUGCGAUGGUGCAGCUGGAGAACAAAGCCUGUAGAAAGAGAUCUUGUUGGAAGGCAGGAGUACAAAUUUGUAGAGGGUUUGUUUGAUGGUCAGUGGAGGUAGCAAUGGGUUGCUACCAUUGGUAGUGGUGUCCUUCCAUGCUGCUCCAUCCAGCUCUCACCUUGUGGAACUGCUCUCAGAGGUGCUCUUGAAGGUCUCUUCUUGGUGUCCAGUCUCUCUGCUAGGGUAGCUUUUAGGUUCAGGGCUGUAGAGUCAUUUUAUUUACCUGAUGCUUUGCACCCUUAAUCCCAAACUCUGGUACAUGUAACUGUUUAGGCAACUUCUUCCUACAGAAGCUCUGAAGUGGAAGCACCUUGGAGUUUGUAGUGUUACUCCACCUCUAGUGCCAUACAAUGCAUUGCAAUUUUACACCUUGGCAUGGAAGCAAAAUCAGGAGAUAGUGAAUGCGCACAUAAGCAAUUAUAUUUAGGAGUUUGAGUUCAGUUUAGCUAAUCUGGAUAAAUCUCUCCUGGUGAUUACAUGGCUGUGAUAUGCUGCAAUUUAGAGUUAAUCAAUUUAAUAUUAUUUGGCUUUUACUGAAGAUUAUAACAGAGCUUUUGUAUUGACAUAAAAAGCUGCCAGUAAGUACUUAUUGAAAAAAAAAUAGCAAUUAAAAAAAGGGGCAUUUUGAAAUGCUUUUUUUUUUUUUUUUUGUUUCCUGGAAAGAUUUUUUUUUGGGCUAUAUCAUGUUGUGCCUUUGAUAUGUAACAGGAAGUUAACUCUGUGUCAAAGAGAGGCGGGAUUGGUUUGUCAUAUGGCCAUUUUUAAUAUUUCCUUGCUAUUUUUAGGUCAUUUUUAUGACUAGUGGUAAAAGGAAGAUGUAGAAGUUGUGGUAUGAAGCUUGUUUGUCAUUUAGGUAACAUUUAGCAAAGAGCCUCUGUAAGUGUGAGAUGCUGGGGGACACGUCAUCUGCUGCUCUGCUCUGGUCCAUUUCAGCCUCUGCUCAUGUUGUAAUCCGGAGGAUUUGGAAAUGUGUGGGACUUGGUGGCUUCUGCUGUACUGGACCAUGUGAUCUGUGCUGAAGAGCAGUAUCUUUUUUUCUUGAACAUUCCCCAAAUCACCAAAUGCAGCUUCAUUUGUGCUUGUGAAGAGCACCCAACUCCAAGAGAGCUGAUUCUGCACAGCUCUCAGGUAGUUCUUUAGAGCUGGGCUCACGGUGUUCCAUGGCAGGUAAAACUCAAGUUAAAAAGUCAAUACCAUGUGCUUUUAAUUUGUAGUAGGUCUUAGUCCCUGAAGCUGGACCUGUCAGCAUAUAAUUGAUAACAAAUUAGGGCAGGGCUCUUUGAUCAGCUUAAUUGAGGAGGAAGGAGAGUGCCCAGUAAAACACCCGUGGAUAACUCAGCCUGGUUUCCAAAAAGAUCAAAGCGGGGCAGGUACUCUUCAUCCCUGCUGGGUAGCACUAUAAAUGCAUUUUAAAGUGCUCCUUGCAUCACUUCUAGAGCUGGAACAUGUCUGAACAAACUGAGCUGGUCAAAUAGCAGAAACUGCUAACUUAAUUUUUUUGUAUAUUUGUGAUUUCUAGAAGCCUAAAUCUUCUCCCAGAGCUUUCCUAAUCUGUAGGUGACUAUUCUGGGGAUUAGCUGCCUACUAGUAACCUCAAAGCACUGGUUCUUUUUAUUGCUAGUGAAUCUUUGUGUAAGGACUCCAUCUCCAGACAGUGAUGUGCUUUUGUGAUGGGGUGGAGUGCUGGGGUUGGGCUGAUGUUCAAGUAAAUGACCUGACUUCUCCAGUCAAAUUUGAACUGAUUCCUUUCAGUGUUUAUUCUGUGUAGACUUAAAAAGUUGAAAGGAAACAAUGGUGGUAUGUGCAACGCUUUUUAUGUGGUCAUAAACCAAAGUUUAGUUUGAGACUCACCUCUCUCUCUCUCUCUGCUGUUUGCAGACACCUCUUGUUGAAGAAGUGGUGUUUUAUUGUAGUAACUCCUUUCCUGGAGUUACUUUUGUACACCUCUGAAUAUCUCUGUAGUGCAUACAGCCAAACUUUCCUUGUAGCACUGGGGGUUUAUCUUCUCUUCUACAGUCUGAGCCACUGCUGAAGGCUUCCCAACUGGAAAAGGAACUUUAUCAACCACAGAGUCUUGAAAAAUAAAAAGUCCCAAAUAUGUGAUAAUCAGCUCUCCAACUAAACACCUUGCUAGAUUUUUUUAGAGAACUGUCAGUAAAAGCUUUGUGAUGCUUGCUGGAUAAAGUAUCUAAAACCCAUGCAGAAUUGAAAUCAUGGGGCCAAAUUUGACUGGGGAUGUUCUCUACUAUCAGAAGAGCCAAGCUUUUAGUGUGGUUGCUGGGUUUGAAUGUGUUUUGAGGGUGAUAUAUUCACAGCCAUGGAGUAAUAUUAUUUCUGGCUGAAUGUUCAUUUUUGUAGUAGUCCUGUAAUGAGACCCUUUGUGUCAUUUUUAGCACAAUGAUUAUGUCCAAGCAGAAGCCAAUACUGGGUGAUCAACAGCUGUUUGCCUUAUCUAGCAAGCCUGUUAGCAGAGAUUAAUAGAAGCAUCUCUGAAAACUGGAUGGUCUGAACUCUAAUUUCCAGUGGGAGCCACUGAUUCGGUCAGGCUGAUCUUGAGUAAACCACCAAACGUUCAGUGCUUCAGAUCACUGGGUGUGAAGUACUUGCUAUGAAGUUUUGCAUUGGGUGUUGACACAGAGUUUUCUGAGACAAGCCAUGGCUCCCUUCUGUCCAUGUUUGCAUUCCCCCAUGAAAAUGCUAGAGGACAAAAAACCCAAAUUAAAAAAAAAAAACUUUUCAGAUCAAAGAAAUAAGAUGGAAAAAGUGAAAUUAUGAGCUCUGUAAAGAAAGGGGAUGCUGGGUGCAUCUUCCUACCUCGAACCCUGAAGUCUUUGACCUCCAGGUAAGAGCGUGCAGUCAGAGACAUGUUUGUGCUGAAUGCUAAAUGGCUCUAUGAUCAUUAUUUAUUGAAAACCACACAUGACAAAUUUUCAGGCAAGAUUCUUUGUUCUUUGCUGUAGAACACAUGAAACAGCCCCUAAAAUCUGUCAGCCUGCUGGUGCUGUUAGUGUGUUUUUGGAGAUGGCUGUGUUGGUAACAGUUGGCUCCUGCUAGUCUAGGUUGAGCAGUUAAUGGCUAUCGAAUUCCUUCAGCAUCAGGAAUGCCAGAAGCAGACUGGGGCUGACACAGGAGACAGUGAUUUGAAAAGAGGGAAAGUCGAAAUUAGUGAUGCAGAAGCAGUGUGGGUGCACACACGAGGGCCAACAGGCUUUCCAGAGCUUUUGCUGACAAGGGAUGCAAUUAGUUAGAGCCAGAUCCACUGGGUUUUGCCUUGUUUGUUAUCCCGAAGGACUGCUGUUUGUUCAGCUGCUUUUCCACUUGUCUUCUCUUUUCAGUGUGAAGGACUGUCUGUAAAUCAGUCUGAAAUGUUGAGCUGGCAUGAUUCCUGCAGUCAGAGACCAAAUUCAGUUGGAAAAUAGGUGAAAUUCUCCAGCUAUUGAAACAGGCAAAGCAAACGUGUAGUAUACACUGCCCUUUGGGAACCUGUGGUGCCAUUGGGGUCAGAUAUGGCUGGAGACACUGUCACAGAAACCCUCUCCUGGCUGUGGGGCAGAAAUGAAUGCUACAGCCAUUCUGCAAUGGAAGGAUGACUCUGUAGUAGGAAAUGCAAGUAAAGAGAUGGCUCCAUGUGCUCAGGAUUUUCUCCAUCCCACCCUCUUUUAAAAUUGCAUCUAUAAUUCGAUUUUGAUUGCUCUGGGCUUUCAUAAAGGUUUCCUUUGAAAUUUAGUCUGAAAUUCUGCAUUAUUUUACUUUUAAUGUCAAAGCACAAAAUAUCCUUAUGUGAUUGGCUCCUAUCAACUCUACUAACAAAGUCCUUUUUUGAGUUAAUUCAGUUAGAAAAAGGUGUUUUGAGAGGACAUUGUGUGAAUUCCCAGUGAGCAAGUAUGGAAGCUCUCCAUCCUUUUCUGUAUGCCUCUGUACAUAAGGGCUCACCAGAAAACCCUCUGGAGCCAAAGGAAAUACUCCUCCAUUCUAGUAGUGAAAACCCUGUUAAAUCAACAUCUUUUCUUCCUCUUUUUACAAACUUUGUCAUCUCAACAAAUUUUGGGUUGACAUCACCCUUUUUCCUUGCAUCUGUUCUGUCCUCUUGUUGCUGUGGGUAAUAACUGUUGUAGCUGCUGUUCAAGGAUCAUCAUUUGGAAGGACAGUCUUGUCUUAUGAUGGUGAAUGGUGGUGAAACAAUAGCUUCAUUUCUUAUAAGCAUGCAGUGCAUCCUAAGCAGAGCACCCUCAACUGGAACUUGAUGUCUUUGAAAUGCCAUCAUCCACUUGAGCUGUAGCUAAAUGUACUAUAAAUGUUACUGACCUCACAUCUGCCUCAGUUUAGGAUUUGUCUUGGCUGGGAAAGCAGACAGCAGGGUAAUCAUGCUGACCAUGAUGCAGGGCUCCCAAAGCAGCAGCUGCCUUGCUCUGACUUACCCUUCUAAUCACCACCUCACUCAUCUGGCCCAGAGUUGCCUUUGCUGUACUGAACCAUAUCCAGCUGGCAUAGAUCACCAGCUGUUGUCACUCACAGACUCCAUCACAACCUUUCCCCUCAUGUGAGCGAGCUGUAACUUAAACCAGAAGUAGGAAGUAUGCCAUGUGAGUUACAGGUGUGUGUUUCUUUCCCAGUGGGAGCCACAUAUCUAGAAAAAAAGCCUCAUCUCUAAUGCUUGCUCCUUCAAAUACUGUUAGUGAGAUAACUGGGGAAAGAUAACUCAGAGCAGAAAAUGAGGUGGCAAUGAGUGUAAUUCAGGCUGUAAAUGUUGUCAGUGAAAAAUUAGAUUGGUUUUGAGAGCACAGCCAGGUUCAACAGCUCAACUUCUCUGUCUGGAUGAACAGGGGCUGGGUUUACAGGACUCAGAGAUUGUCUCUGUUUUCACGUUAAUAAUUUGCAAUUAGGAUUUGGUGGAUGUGACUACAUUUUUUUAACAGGUUAUCCUUUUCCAGAAGAUAACUUUACCUCUGGUUUGUGCUACAAUAUUAUUCAAAAACAGAUGCCAGCUUUACAUUUACACCUUUGCUUUUCCCACUUAUGAUUAUCUUAGGAUGACAUUCUCAAGGACACGCACACUCAUGAGUACACAGUGGUGGUGUCCCUGGUGAGCGUUUUCUGAAUGCCUGGUCCUCAGGCAAAAAAAGACAUGGCCAAAACCUGUGUCAGUCAUGGUUUUAGCUGUGCACAGUUCCCUGGGGCAGAGGGGAUGUUGAAAGUAUUCCUAUGCUUUCAUGGGCAGCAGUCAAGGGCUCUGGAGUGUCUGGUGUCACACGAAUGCAAAGCUCGGCACUUCUCAAAGCUUGAUUCCUCUAGCAUCCCUCAUCAAUGAAUCUGCUCUUCUCUAAUUACUGCUCAUGCCUCAAGCACUGUGAGGGAUGAUCUGAUUGCAUGAAACACUAGAUCUGACUCCUGCUUUACUUAGAAAGAAGAGCAGCAGAGACUCAUUUUCUGUGCCACCUCGAGCUUCUUACUAUGGACAUUAAAGUUAAUAAUUCAAUAAGUCCCUUCCAGCCAGGACACCCUGUAAGGAAUACUUCCCUUCUUACAGGACCAAUAAAAGAGAUUCAGACAUUCAGAAUUCAUGGGAGUUUGGUGCAAAUGAGUUGCUCUCUAGUGAGUAGGUGGGUGCUGCUCUCCAUCCAGUGAGACUUGGGGUGGUGUGGAGGAGGAGCUCUCACUGGGGAGGGGGGUGCUGGGAAUGUCUCUGAAGGCUGAGGUUGUGUCAUUGCCACUGUGCUUUAGUAAAUGCACAGUCCUGCAGUGUCCCAGCAGCUGAGUCUUUACAGGAGGGCAGGCAGAGGAGAGGGAAUGCCAGUUUUACAUUUUAAUAGAGGGGCAAUAAAAUAGUUGGUCUGCAGUGGGGAGAGCUGCAAUGAUUUCAGGCACUGGCAUUGCCUCAGCUCUUACAGACUGUUGGGAAGAAAGGGUUAACACUCACCCCCACACACAGCCAGCAUGGAAGAGGGAAAAACUAACUUCUGAAGCCAACAUUUUAGUAGAGAAAAGGCCCUCUAAUGAGAGUAUGGAGCAAGCCCAGUGCUUGUUACUAUGCUGAUUGGGAGUGACAAGUAUAUCUCUGGAUAUUAGGGAAGUAGUUUAAAAUAUGCCAUAGUUUUUAGCAUAAUAAGAUGCACUGCAGAUAUGUCACAUCCAUUUUAUUCUCCACAGCUGUUUACAAAAGGGAAAAAAACCCCAAAACCCUGAGAUUGGAGCAGCUGUAGUCACUCAGCUGUCAAUAUGGGACAAGGCUCUUUCUGCUCUUUUAUUUCCACUUCACUCUGUUCUGCUGCUCAUAUUUGGCUGUUCUGUGAAUUUGCAGAUCAUGAGAUUUUUUUUCAAACUGCUUUUGAUCUAUACAGAAAGACUCACCCCGUUCUCAUUUGAAUUCAUUAAUACUUUGAGUAGGCAUUUUAAUUUUAUGUUUACUGGCUUGUUUCCCUUUGUAAUGUUAUCUAACUGACAAGUUUGUCAUGCUCUGCAUUACCUUUAGACUUUUGAAUCUAAAACAUUUCCUCUUUCCUGAAAGCUAUGAUAAUUUUCAGAGAUGCUACAAAGGCAUCUUCAUUUCCUCAGGAGAAAACCUGAAUUACCCUCAGCUUUGAUUACUAUCAAAUCAACAUUGAAACAUGUAAUUUCUUUUACAGCAUGAACAAAGUGUAUUUUACACCAUCAACUGUAGUUUGAACUGUAGUUUCAAAAUCUGCUUAAGCACUAACAGCAGCAUUUUGUUUGUGAUUUCCAUGCCAGGGAAGUCACAGCAUUAAAGGAAUUUUCUGUAGGAGCUGUUCCCACAAAGGUCUGCUGUCUUUUCACUAACAAUUGUGAAUUUAGCACAAUGUACAGAAUUUUAGCAAGAACCCUCAUUCCUAAACAUUUGGCCAGAAGGAUGAGGAGAGGAUGUGGUUUUUGUUGAUCAAGCACAACCAUUUCAGUGGAGAAAAUGCACUACAGCUGGUCAGACAAUUGGUCUCGUUGGUGGGGUAGUGCUGCCUUUGGGGAGGGUAUAGGAGUUAGCAAAUCACCAAACUGUGAAUCAUUCACUGUCAGAAGCAUUUGGCUUGUCUCUUCUUUAAGUUCUUGUGGUCAAGUGUGGUCCAGUGGGCUUGAGAAAGGAAUAUGUUUUGGAUGACCAGGAUGAUGAAUGUAUGAUGCUUCACAUUUAUUUGUAAUGUCCUUUUUAUACUUAGAAAUUGCUUACAUGUCUAUCUGUAUGUAAAUAAAUGUUUAAUCCUUUCCAC
This is a messenger RNA of Serinus canaria (Common canary), 9061 nucleotides long. RefSeq names its product RAB30, member RAS oncogene family (gene RAB30). Gene Ontology annotation, molecular function: GTPase activity; GTP binding. The record is from RefSeq and is a predicted model, not a curated record. Gene Ontology annotation, cellular component: trans-Golgi network. The coding region runs from base 149 to 760 and encodes 203 amino acids. Gene Ontology annotation, biological process: Rab protein signal transduction. NCBI's taxonomy places the organism in Eukaryota, Metazoa, Chordata, Aves, Passeriformes, Fringillidae. The transcript has 5 exons.